CGGGGUCGUCGACAGGGUCCCGUUGCGCGCAAUCGCUGUGAAAAUUAUGGUACCUGCUCCUCCUCGACCGCUCUCCCGCCGCACAGCUCCUCCAUGACUCCUCCCAUUUCCUGUGCCUACUCCACCUUUCCGCACCACAGAUCUGUGCUUCGGUUUGCGCUUCUUUGACAGUAGGGGUGCAUGGACUAGUGCCUGCGCGUCGCCCGUGGUACGAAGUAAUGCCCACCGAGACAUAACUAUCUCAGAGUUCGCGCCGCCUGCUCCGACCCCUCCGGGCAACCCGUCUUCGCCGCAGUCAUGUUUCGCCAAAGGACGAGUUCACAGAAGCCCGGGGACGAUCUACUGGCCAAUUUCAGGCAGCAGUUCCCUGAAGUUGCCGCAGCCACUGCCACCACCGCUGCUGCAGCCCCGACGAGGACGGCGACCGCAGCUCAUGCUGACGUGCCCGUCUCCGGACAGGAAAGAUCCCACAGUCUAAGUCAUGAAGCGUUCCGUGACCAGGACCCGACUCCACGGGGGUCGAAUGACCCCUGGCGGUUUACGCCGUCGUUAUUAGACCCUGGUUCCUUCUCGUUCACGAACUUCGCAAACCAGCCACCAGGGUACUAUACUCCUACUCCUGGGGGGACAAACACUCUGUAUCAUCCACAGGCUGGAGACCUUCACACGCCUACCCUAGGUCUGGGAAUGGGUCUCAACACUCCGUUGUCCCUGCCAAACUCCGAAGGGGCAGUGAACUCGGGCGCAGGGACGAUUGACAUGACCGCGUUUCAAAAUGGCUUUCAUCCCCAGCAGUUCCAGCAGUUCAACCCCUUCAUUCAGGGGCCUCCACCACAGCCGUCGUUUGCCCCAUCUUCAUUCAUGCCCCAGGACACUGGGUACGAGACAAUGGACCAAGAUGGGUCGCCAAUGGACUCUGACCAUGCCGACGAACAGGUGGGGUCCGUCGAUAACAGUUUUCAGGACCACACUCCGAUGGUGGCGUUCCAGGCAAGGCAGUUCGGGAUGCCCAUGUCUGUGCCCCUUCCGGCAUCUGCGGAAAAGUUCAGAUUCCACGCUGCGCUUAACGCGCCGACCGCCAUGAUCAGGCACGCCGACGAAAUCCCUGUGACGUACCUCAACAAGGGCCAAGCCUACUCGCUAUCGAUUGUCGAUACCACUCCAACCUUGCCAAUCGUGCCGGGUACGCGGUUUCGGACCUACGUGAGGGUGUCCUUUGAGGAUGAGCAGCAGCGUCAGAAACCAGGAGUCUGUUGGAGCUUGUGGAAGGAAGGUCGCGGCACCAACGAGGCUCAUCAAAGAGGAGGAAAACUGCAAGCGGUCGAGUACGUCGAGGCGGGGCAGCCAGCCGAAGGCGAUGACAAGAAGACGCGCAUUGAACUGGAGACUUCGUCGUUCGACGGAUUCUCCGUCAUCUGGACGCCGGGUGUCAACGGCGCCGUCGAGUGCAACAUUGCCGUCCGCUUCAACUUCCUGUCUACUGACUUCAGCCACUCUAAAGGGGUCAAGGGCAUUCCGGUUAGACUAUGCGCCAAGACCCAUCAGCUGCCCUCGGAUUCCCCCUCGCCGCCGGCCUCCGACAGUACCGCCGAAAUCUGCUACUGCAAGGUCAAGCUGUUCCGCGACCACGGCGCUGAGCGCAAGCUCUCCAACGACGUGGCGCACGUCCGAAAGACCAUCGAGAAGCUCAAGCAGCAAAUUGCCCAGGCCGAGAACGGGAUGAAAGACUUCGCCAAGCGGAAACGAAACGGCGGCGCGGUGAUGAAGGGCCAGAACGGUCAACGACCGGGGAAGGUCCAGAAGCACAAGCGCACUUGGUCCAUGUCGUCUGCCAGCUCAGCCGGGGGAGGCCCCCGGAUACCCCUGGAGGAGGACCUUCAGUUCAAGCUCCAAACCCUCCAAGACAUGUUCAGCAGCACGAGGCCAGUGAGCGUGCUUUACCUCCGCGGCGAGGAGCUGGACGAUCCUGACCUCCACCCGGUCUCGCUCCCUGGCGAAUCGCUCGACCUCACCAAGGUGGAGCCGCGCGAAUGCAACGCCUGGCGCAGCGAGCGCAGCUCCGUCGGCGGCUCGUCUCUCGUCUCGCCGUCGCCGAGCUCGCUCUCCCUCCACUCCUCCAUCGGUGCGGGCAAGCCCCAAUGGCAAGAUUACCAGAUGGGCGGCGGCUCCGAGUCGUCAUCGCGCGACCAGCCCACCAAAGUCCGGCAAGUCGACGAGGCCGGCAACCUCACCGGCUGGAUCGAAGCGCUCGGCGUCGACUCAACCUACCGCGCGCCCCACGAGCGCGCCACCCCGAAGCCGGUCGCCUGCUUCUACGUCGCCCGGCGCGCGCCGUCGGAGCCCGCAGGCCACGAGCUCCACCGCGCCGUCUACCUCCUGCAGCGCAGCCUCCGCGAGCUGGUCGCGCGCCUGGCGGCCAAGUGGAACUUCGACGCGAGCCGCGUCGCGCGCACCGUGCGCGUGAUCGAGCAGCGGGGACUCGAGGUCGAGAUGGACGACGAUGUCGUGCGCGAGCUGCCCGAGGGCCUCGACAUGACGCUCGAGAUCGUCGAGGUUAACGGCAGCCCCGGCGCGGGAGGCGAUGCCCCCGCCGUCAAGCGUGAGUGGGAGAUGGCCGUCGACGGGCCUAACGGCGGUGAGGCCGCCGACCUGCCUUCGCCGUCGAGCACCUCGCAGACGACGUACGAGCUCCGGUUGAGGUAUUAGAAAUGUUUUUUUUUUUUUUUUCUUUUGUUGGAUCUACGCCGGG
Thermothielavioides terrestris NRRL 8126 is the source of this 2749-nucleotide messenger RNA. RefSeq lists its product as uncharacterized. Gene Ontology annotation, biological process: regulation of transcription by RNA polymerase II. The transcript is spliced from 4 exons. Bases 760 to 2706 code for a protein of 648 amino acids. Gene Ontology annotation, cellular component: nucleus. NCBI's taxonomy places the organism in Eukaryota, Fungi, Ascomycota, Sordariomycetes, Sordariales, Chaetomiaceae. The record is from RefSeq and is a predicted model, not a curated record. Gene Ontology annotation, molecular function: RNA polymerase II cis-regulatory region sequence-specific DNA binding; DNA-binding transcription activator activity, RNA polymerase II-specific.